This is a messenger RNA of Aspergillus tanneri, 3627 nucleotides long. It is a transcript of the gene DCL2, whose product is annotated as putative RNA helicase/RNAse III. Gene Ontology annotation, molecular function: ribonuclease III activity; RNA binding. Gene Ontology annotation, biological process: siRNA processing. Gene Ontology annotation, cellular component: nucleus; RISC complex; cytoplasm. The record is from RefSeq and is a predicted model, not a curated record. Bases 1 to 3627 code for a protein of 1208 amino acids. The transcript is spliced from 3 exons. Lineage: Eukaryota; Fungi; Ascomycota; Eurotiomycetes; Eurotiales; Aspergillaceae.
AUGGGCCUCACAGCAAGUCCAGUGGUGAGAUCGAGUCUUCUUGAAUUACUUACUGUCGAGUCGAAUCUUGCUUCAGUGUGCAAGACACCCCGUGUUCAUCGCCAAGAGCUAUUGAAGCAUACUCACCGACCUCAUCUGCAGCAAAUUUUGUUUACCCCACUGGAACCCGAAGAGCUGUUGGGAAAUGACACUUUGAGGGCUCUUCAAUUUGCUUGGGAGACCUUGGACAUUAAUGAAGAUCCAUACGUGAAGAGUCUCAGAGGAAGCCCGGACAACGACGCUCAACUACAAAAAACUCUCUUGACCCGAAAGACAUACUGCAACGAGCAAAUAAAAAAGUUGGUUGACCGAAGCUGUCACAUCUUCGAAGAGCUGGGGGACUGGGCUGUCGAAUAUUUCAUACGUGCAUGUAGCGAACAAUUGAGGUCCAAACUUGACGACUCUUCCGUGAUGGUUGGCUGGGAAGACGAGGAAAAAGCCUACAUCAUGGAGUUUAUGGACCGUCUCCCCAUCUCAGAUGUUCCUUGCACAAAAAUAGAGGAUUUUUGUAUAUCGCCUAAGUUAGAAGCUCUCAUGGCCUUUUUGGAUGGCAUAUAUGAUCCAGAAUUUUCGGGCAUUAUUUUUGUACAGCAAAGGGCUACAGUCAGUGUGAUGGCCAAAUUAUUAUCAGUCCACCCUUUGACAAAGGAUCGCUUUCGAUGUGCCGCUUACGUUGGCUGGUCUAACGGUGGUGGCAUGCGCAAAGACAUGAUAAGCGGGCUUCUUACUAUGGAAAUGCAGCGAAACACUCUGGACGAGUUCCGUGAUGGGCAUAAGAACCUCAUUAUAGCGACCGACGUCUUGGAAGAAGGAAUCGACAUCAGUUCGUGCAAAGUGGUUGCUUGCUAUGAUAAGCCCCCGAAUCUGAAAUCGUUCGUACAACGACGGGGCCGUGCUCGGCAGAGAGAGUCAGUAUUCGCGAUUCUGCUCUCAACAUUCGAUGAAUCUUCCAAUUUAAGCAAGUGGCAGGCCCUGGAGAAAGCUAUGAUGGAGGCCUAUCAGAAUGAUGAAAGACUUCUCCAAGAGGCACGGAAUCUGGAGAGCUUCAAUGAAGAUAUAAAGGAAAGGUUUACUGUCGAGUCUACCAGCGCUGUUUUGACCCCAGGCGAAGCUGUCGCACAUCUACAUCACUUCUGUUCGGUGCUUCCUCGAGAUCCCUAUGCAAGUAACAGACCAGAAUUUUCUUUUGAAAUUAAUGAUGUCGGGCUUUUGAGGGGAAUGGUAACCUUGCCCAGUAGCGUGCAUCCUGCAGUUCGUCGCACUACGGGGAAAACGUGGUGGACAACAGAGCGAGCGGCUGUUAAAGAAGCAGCAUUCCAGUCAUACAAGUCUCUCUAUAGGUUUGGCCUCGUGAAUGACCAUCUCCUUCCACUAACAAGGAAGCAAGAGUUUGGAUUGAAUGACUACGAUACUUUGCCGUCAAUAGUGGAAAUAUCAGAACAGCAUGACCCGUGGAGAGACUGGGCAUCGUCAUGGUCAACACCAGACUUCCAUCAAACCCGCAUAGCGGUGCGGCUGGAAGGAAAUGCGGAUUAUGAGUUUUUUAUGAAAUUGAACACCCCAGUUUCCUUGCCCCUGUUAAAUCCAAUGACUCUAUUUUGGGACAGUGAGAAUACAUUUAACUUAUCAUUCGCUCCUGCUGAGCGGGUAUCUUGUUUGACCACAGACGCGAUCCAGCAUAUGAGAGAGAUCACUGCAUUGUAUCUUCAGGUUGUUCGCUCUGGAGUAUUGCGGCCGGAGCGAGAUUUUGUGGCUUUGUUUGGGCCCGAUGUAUGCCACGAUGACUUGGAAGACUGCCUCCGCGAAAGCCAAGGAUACGAGGCUGCCCUUGAUGUCUUUAACCAAGGGAGAGAAGCGGGAAUUAUGGGUAUAGUUCGGGAUCUCUCGCAGCCGUACAGCGAACCACUCUUGUUCAAGAGGUGGCUCGUAUCUACACAAGAUCCCUCUAUUGUUGAAUUGGAAUGCGAGAGAUUUCCGCGACGGAGAAACCUUAUGCACCGCCAAACCCUUACAGCUCCUAAGCAGCCAGACACUGUUAAUAAUGACAGUCCUGAUCUACGCUCAAGGGUAUGCGUUCUGUCUGCUGAGACAUGCAUUGUGCAUAAGUUCCCACUCUCUGACUCUAUCUUUGGGCUUUUCAUUCCUGCCAUACUUGAUCGACUGGAGGCGACAUUAAUUGCAUCCAGACUAUGCGAGACUACUCUGCAAAAUAUUGGUUUCACAGGCACCGAACAUGUCAUUACGGCUAUCACUACACCAUCAGCCCAGGCGGUGACAAACUACCAGAGGUACGAAUUUCUCGGAGAUUCCGUUCUGAAAUUUACUGUUUCCUGCCAACUAUUCUUCCAACAUCCCAACUGGCAUGAAGGCUAUCUUUCUCAAGGACGAGAUGAUAUUGUUCAAAACCCUCGACUCGCACGAGCAGCUCUUGACCUUGGUCUUGAUUCAUUUAUCAUCAGCAAGCAGUUUAGCCCGCGGAAGUGGUCUGCUCCACUAAUAUCAGAGAAGAUAACGCAAGUCGCUUCUCGACGGACGAUGUCAACCAAAGUACUCGCCGACAUUGUUGAAUCAUUGAUCGGAGCAGCAUACCUAGACGGUGGUCAUGAAAAAGCACAGGCAUGCAUUCAUUUUUUCCUACCUGAAGUUAACAUGACCGCGCCAGCCAACGUGUCCUUGACUUCAUGUGCAGUCUCCAAAAACGACCGCCACAUGAUAAAUGAUCUCUUGGAAGAGCAAGUUGGCUAUUCAUUCCGCAACCGUUCUCUACUCCUGGAAGCUCUCACCCAUCCCUCAUGCCAGCAUGAUGCGUCCACACAGUCGUACCAGAGGCUAGAGUUUCUUGGCGAUGCAGUUCUCGACAUGGUCAUUGUUUCUACCAUUUUCAAACACGCGAUCGAGAUCCCUCAAGGCGAAAUGACUAUGAUAAAGCAUGCAAUGGUUAAUGCGAAUCUUCUAGCUUUUCUAUGCAUGGAGUUCGCCAUGGAGCAGGAAUCUAUAAACGUCGAGCAAACCCCGAGCGGUGGUUUCGCAAUAAAAUCUGACAAGGAGUAUGUCGAGCUCUGGCGUUUCAUGAGAUGUGAGGGUAUAAACUUGAGAACCGCUCAAGAAAGAGCCAUUUCGCGAUAUCACCUCUUACGAGAGGAGAUAUCCCUUUAUCUACACCAGGGCAAUCAUUAUCCCUGGCAAGCUCUCUCUCAGCUAAACGCCGACAAACUCUUUUCCGACAUUAUCGAGAGCGUUAUCGGAGCUAUUUUCGUCGACUCGCUCGGGAAUCUGGUCGAGUGUGAGAUGUUUGCGGAACGCAUCGGGCUACUACCAUAUCUCCGGCGGAUUCUGGCAGGUGGCAUCAAUGUCGCGCAUCCUAUGAAUAUUGCCCAGCAAAUGUCUAAAGGGAACGUUCAAUUCAGUGUGAAACGGAUCCAAGUUGAGAAUGGCGAUGCCAGCUAUCAAUGCGCGGUUACGCUGGAUGGUCAUGAGGCCGUAGUUGUAGAAGGUUGCUUGUCCAGGGAAGAGGCAGAGGUCAAGGCUGCUAAUGGCGCGAUCGAAAUUCUCAUGCAGUUGGCUGCAACUACCACUAGUGAGCAGUGA